This is a messenger RNA of Trachemys scripta elegans, 3884 nucleotides long. RefSeq names its product WD repeat and SOCS box containing 2 (gene WSB2). Gene Ontology annotation, molecular function: protein binding. The record is from RefSeq and is a predicted model, not a curated record. The transcript is spliced from 10 exons. Gene Ontology annotation, biological process: intracellular signal transduction. Bases 135 to 1400 code for a protein of 421 amino acids. Lineage: Eukaryota; Metazoa; Chordata; Testudines; Emydidae.
GCUGCGCCCCCGGCUCCCUCCAGCGGGCUCCGAGCAGCCCCGGCCCCCGCCGCGCUCAAUGGGCCCGGCCCCGCCGACAGCCCCGGGCUCCCCUCUCGGCUCUCCCCGGGGCGCCCCGCCCCGGCCCGCCACACAUGGAGGCGCCGCCCGGAGGCACCGCGGCGCGGGAGGCGGAAGGAGGCGUGUGGUUGAGAGACGAGCCUCUCCUGCUGGCGGAGCUGAAGCCAGGGCGACCCCAGCAGUACGACUGGAAGGCGAGCUGCGAGACGUGGAGCGUUGCAUUUUCCCCAGACGGCACCUGGUUCGCCUGGUCUCAGGGUCACUGUAUCGUCAAGCUGAUCCCCUGGCCCUUGGAGGAAGCUGAGCUAAGCUGCAAAGCCUCUGAACGCAAGAACCGUGGCAUCAAAGCCGACGUGAGAGGCGGAGGGGGCGCGAAGGAGAAGACGCUGGAAUGUGGCCAGAUAGUGUGGGGGCUGGCCUUCAGCUCCUGGCCUCCGUGUGGCGCUAAGGAGGGGGACGGCCUGCCGGCUUCGGGUCGGUCCUGUCUGAUCCUCGCCACAGGACUCAAUGACGGACAGAUUAAAGUCUGGGAGGUGCAAACAGGGCGUUUGCUUUUCAGUCUCUCCGGGCACCUGGAUGUCGUGAGGGACCUGAGCUUCGCUCCCAAUGGAAGCCUGAUUCUAGUCUCUGCAUCCCGGGACAAAACCCUCCGCAUCUGGGACCUGAGCAGAGAUGGUACGAGUAAGCAGAUCCAGGUGCUGUCUGGCCAUACGCAGUGGGUGUACUGCUGCUCCAUCUCCCCUGAUUGCAGCAUGCUGUGCUCUGCGGCUGGAGAGAAAUCGGCCUUCCUGUGGAGCAUGCGCUCCUACACCCUCAUCAGGAAGCUGGAAGGGCACCAGAGCAGCGUGGUGUCGUGUGACUUCUCACCAGACUCUGCUCUGCUGGUCACGGCCUCCUACGACACCUGCGUGAUCAUGUGGGACCCCUACACAGGGGAGCAGCUGAGAACGCUUCGCCACGUUCCGCUGCCCCCGGCGUUGGACUAUGGCAGUGACAUCCAUGCCAGCUCCCUGAGGUCCGUGUGCUUCUCUCCGGAAGGCUUGUAUCUUGCUACGGUGGCAGAUGACAGACUCCUGCGGAUCUGGGAUUUGGAACUAAGAACUCCAGUGGCAUUUGCACCUAUGACCAAUGGCCUGUGCUGCGUCUACUUCCCACACGGCGGGUUUAUUGCCACAGGGACGAGAGAUGGCCACGUCCAGUUCUGGAGCGCCCCCAAGGUCCUCUCAUCACUCAAGCACUUGUGCCGUAAAGCUCUCCGCACCUUCCUAACAACGUACCAGGUUCUAGCACUACCCAUUCCCAAGAAAAUGAAAGAGUUCCUCACUUACAGGACCUUUUAAACCCUGUGUAGUACAUGGGGUCCAAAGAACCCUGGAGCUGGCUGGCUUCCUUCCUUCCUUCCGAGCUUUGUUCUGGAACGGAAGAGCAGCUGGGGUUAUAAAAUGAUCACGAAGACCCACUACGUUCUAUGGUUCUAGUACAAGAAGGAUUUCUGUUCCUCUGUUUGGGGCUGUAUCUUUGACCAUGUAGGUUAUUUUAAUAAGAGAACCCAGCAAAAACAUGCAGUGGGCUAGUUGAUUGAGCUUUGAAUUUGUUAGAAUUCAACUCUGACAAGGAGCAAGAGUUCUACUCAAGUGAUCCAUCCACGCUGAUGGCUGUGCAGGGCAUUUGGUUCAGAAGGACCCUGCCAACAGCAACACACGUUUCAAUUCUCUCUAGAUGCUUUCACUUCAAGUGCAAUUGCUGAACGUUGUGUGUUAAAAGCUAGAGGGCUGUGAGAAGCUGCCUUCACUGGUAUGGCAAUCCAAACUCAAACCUGCACUUUCACGAAUGAGAAGCUGUGUCCCCUAGUUGAGUUACGCAACGAGGCAGUGGCUUUCAUGUUUAUUACUUUCUUUGGCCUGGUUCCAAGACAGCUGAACCUGAACAAGUCUCUGCAUUGUGGGCAAAGACUUCAAAAUAAAAGGUUUUGUUUCCCCCUUUUGGGUUUGAAGAGUUAGAGAUGCUCUUCCUAGAGCCAUUUUGUGGGUGACAAAAGUACACGGCCCUGAGGGAGCCCCGAAUGUUCAGUCGCAGGGGCCUGGUGAGGAGUGAGAUUGAGGUCUUAACUUUGAGGGGUGAAAGAUCCCCUUAAUACUAGUGUGGCUGCCAGUCUGAAAUUGGCUUGAUCAGCUCACUUGGCAGAGACACUAGCAAAGUACUUGUGGUUUGGUUAUAUGGUGUAAGGCAUGGCUUUCUCCUGUGUGUAAUGGAGAGGUGAACACCUUAAGGACAGUGACUGGGGGGGGGGGGGGGGGGUGCUCUGCACCAAGCCAGCUGCUGGUCUAUUUUUGUGAAAGUGAUUUCAACUUUGGGCAGCUUUUUAUUUGUAUCCCCAUGGCAUACACUAAUUGUGGCAGAGCCUGGCUAGUUUGCAUUAUGGGGGAGGCCAAGCAUGAACUUGUGAAUUUUGCAAAUGUGUGUGUGUGUGUGGAGGGGGAUUUAAAAUACAGCCAAUAACUACCAGAGCUGAUUUGUUCACUCACGUUGACAAGUCUAGUUGUUGAAUUAUCCAGUGUACUAUCCUAGUAAACGUUCUGUGGCCUAGUUUUUAAGAGUGGUGACUUCUUGGCACUAUGGUAACUUCUCUCACUUGGCAGAGAGACAGCAGAUGACCAGUUUUUCAUGCAGAUGACAGGGCUCUAUUGUCCCCGCUCUUGUGCUGCUUGCUCACUUUCUCUCCUGCCAAAGUGCUGCUUUUUGGAGUCUAGUUUCCAGGGAGUUUUCCAGCCAGGGCUAGUGACUCAUGUACUGUAUCAAGGGGGGGGGGGGGGGGAUGCUGUCUCUCAUACUCCUCCGUUUCAUUUGGGCUCGUUUCUGGCAGCAGUAGCAGCACAUGCUUUAUCGUAAUUGCUCCAUUCCCCCUUUUUAUAACUACCCCCGUAUCUAGUGCCAUACAAGCUACUUCAGAACGCAUGGUAGUGACUGACAGGACAGGCUAAUAACUUCCCCUUGAAACUAGGGGGAGACUUUUUCCCCUUUUUAGAAAAAUUACAUCACCUAUAAAUUGGAAUCUAGCCCCAAGAGACUUAAGCUUUUAAUAUCCCUAAAUCUUUCAAAAAUACCCCCAAACCUUAAGUGCUAGUGGACUUCCUCUUAAUGAGCACAAGUGAUAGCAUAGGUUAGCUCGAAGAUAGCUGUCCACACCCUGCUGCUGUAAUAGUAAAACAAAGGGAAAAGUGGCACCACUCAGCUUGGGUUACUCCUGGCCACAGAUUGGGUGAAGCUAGGUCUGAUCCAGUGAACCUAAAACUAAUGUGUUAAAAUUCUGAACGAGAGCUCACUAACGGAUCACAGCAGCAAGACUAGGGGGCCCUUUCUCUAAUGCUGGGAGCAAGGUUAGUGGGGGGAGGGGGUAUUGUCCCUUUAAACUAGCAGUUUUCUUAAAUAUCUAUCUUGGCCAGCAACUCUGAGCCCCAUAUGUGCACUGAACCUGUAGCAGAAAGGGUGGUGAAAUCCCCAUCAUCUGCAUGGAAGAGCAGUCUCAACACCCCAGCCACUUGUUAUACCUCAGUACUACAGCUGACCAACUCGUCCAUGGAGCAUCGCUCUCCAAGCUCGUAGAAUGACUGGACCCUAUCGCUCACAGCUCUUCACUUGGGUAUUUCUUCUCCAUUGUAUGUAAAGAGCACACUGGGACACAGAUGGGCCCUGUCAAGCAUCCUGACUGGUGAAGAUGGUUUUAAUUUUUACUUGAACAUGAUCUGUAGUAUUGCCAUCAUGUACACAGGAGCCUGAGAUGUUUAUUAACUUCAAGAGGCAAAAUAAAUUUUUUCCCUUUCAUA